Molecule: messenger RNA, 944 nt
Organism: Carassius carassius (crucian carp)
Lineage: Eukaryota; Metazoa; Chordata; Actinopteri; Cypriniformes; Cyprinidae
Product: X-linked retinitis pigmentosa GTPase regulator-interacting protein 1-like
Exons: 3
Coding region: 94-555 (153 amino acids)
Source: RefSeq, a predicted model, not a curated record
UGAGUUUGUUUUAAGUGACCUUGUGUUUUUUCCUUUACAGUUGUAAAAUUAUAUCUGAUUGUUUUGAGCUGCAUUGCUCUGAUCCUGAUCCUGAUGUUCAUCACCUUAUGUUACAUUUACAAGAAGAAGCAGCUCAAGUGGACACCAGCCGCUGCUGGAGGUACAGAGCUCAUAUACGCUGAUAUCUCUCAUGAGGAAAAGGGUGAAAAGAAGAAUACAGAAUUUCCCCCUAAUGUUGAUGUGGAAUAUGCCAUGGUCCAGCUGCAGACAAAGAGAAAGAAAGAGGUGGAAGAGGAGGAGGAGGUGGAAGAGAAGGAGGAGGAAGAAAAGGAGGUGGUGGAAGAGGAGGAGGAGGAAGAGGUGGAAGAGGAGGAGGUGAAAGAGAAGGAGGAGGUAGAAAAGGAGGUGGAAGAGAAGGAGGAGGAAAAAAAGGAGGUGGAAGAGAAGGAGGAGAAAAAAAAGGAGGUGGAAGAGGAGCUUCAGUAUGGUGAGGUGACGUUCACACCAAACCACUCACACAAUCCGCAGGAGCUUCAGAAGCAGUGUGUUUUCUAGGGGUGUAACAGUUCAUGGUAAGAAUAAAAUGAAAAAUCAAACCAUAUGGUUCGGCACGCACUCACACCACAGUUCAACUUUAAUCUGACAAGGCAUCUGUAAUAUGGUUUGGUAAAAAUUUAAAAGUUUGGCCAGUGUUUCUGUCAAUGGAUAGCCAUUGUGGCUUCCCAAUACAUUACAACAUCAAUGAUGAAAAAAGAGAAAAAAGAAACAUGGACAAGUGUAUCACUCUUUGUUAAAUGCGUAUGCUGUCUGCUGGAAUAUGAACAGUCACUGAUGCUGUCAUCACCCAGGUGUUGCUAGUGAGAAGUGAGACCUGAAGAACACACGUUGCUAUCUGUGUUUUAACUAAACUCAUUUAAGCCUUGACAGUUUAAAUAUUAAACAGU